AUGGUAGCCUUGGCUUUGGUUAAUAUUUUCUCUAAAAAUGGCUUCUGCGCAAGUUUCCUAACUAACUUUUUUGUAAUUUACUUGACCACCUUCUUUGUUAAAAAUUUGAUUGGCACGUAUAAAAAAAUGAUUUUGAUAUUUUCAUUAUUGGGAAUAUUGUUUUCGGGAAUAGAAAUCCUUGCCAGACCAUUCGCUCAUAAUUAUAACAACAGUUUGAUGUUCUUCAGUUUGAAUUUUUGGACGAGCUCUCAAACACUACCCGAAUUCUUUAUAUCAGUAUGGGCAGGGCUUUAUGUAACCAUACUAGCUUUCAUUGCGGUACAGUUUGUCUAUCGAUAUUCUUGUUUGAUGAAUACAAAUGUCAUGGAGUUAUUUGAUGGUUUUGGGGGUGUACUAUUGAUGAUGUAUCCUAUUCUUCCUGGAGUAAUCUAUUCUUGUGUUUUUUAUUUAUUUUGUUUACCAGAUAACAUAUCUGAUUCGUAUGUUCAAGAUGAAAUAUUUGAAAACUACGGAUUGAUUAUCAAGGAAAUUCCUCGAUUCAUUGCUCUUACAUACAAUUUGAAUGAAACUAUAAGAUGGAACAGUAUUUAUUUUUUCUUAUCCGCCGUCUCCCUCAUUUCAAUUCAUUAUGCUAUCAUGUUUUACUUCGGCUUGAAAAUGCAUUUCAACAUGAAACAACAGCUGCUAAAAUUUUCGUCGAAAAACAGGAAACUCCAACGUCAAUUUUUCAAGGCUUUAAUAUUUCAAAGUAUAGGACCAACGGUAUUGUUAGUCUUGCCGGCUGUUCCAGUUCUGUUGUGUCCAGUUGUUGCGUCAUUUUUUCACUUUUUUUUUUCGAAAUUCAGUUGGCAAACUGGAUGGCUCUAUUCUUUUAUUUGCUUUUAUCCACCAUUUGAUAGUAUUUCUUUUCUGAUGAUUGUAACAGAAUAUCGGAACAUUAUUCACGAAAGAUACUGGAGUCUAUUGUCAGGAAGCAGAACGGAACAAACGAAAGGAGAUUCCCAGCAAAUCAAUAAAGAAAAUCAAAGGAGACAUGUUAAAACAAUUAUGAAUUAG
Molecule: messenger RNA, 1056 nt
Organism: Caenorhabditis elegans
Lineage: Eukaryota; Metazoa; Nematoda; Chromadorea; Rhabditida; Rhabditidae
Gene: str-74
Product: Seven TM Receptor
Exons: 3
Coding region: 1-1056 (351 amino acids)
Source: RefSeq, marked reviewed